This is a messenger RNA of Erinaceus europaeus (western European hedgehog), 1382 nucleotides long. It is a transcript of the gene PRR29, whose product is annotated as proline rich 29. Lineage: Eukaryota; Metazoa; Chordata; Mammalia; Eulipotyphla; Erinaceidae. The record is from RefSeq and is a predicted model, not a curated record. Bases 89 to 1234 code for a protein of 381 amino acids. The transcript is spliced from 3 exons.
AAAACAAAAACUUUUGUUUAUUUUUUAAAAAAUCGAUUGCAUUUGGCAGAGUGGGGGGGGGGUAGAAGCCAGGGCACGAUUCCAGUACAUGCAGUGCCCGGGCUCAAACUGCAUUCAGGGAAUUUUCUCUCCAGGAUUCCGGGAGCCGCAGACAGGCAGCUUCUGCCUCCGGCCACCGGCUCCGCGGGUGCAGCGAGCACAGGGGAGCCCCGGGCCCCGGAGGGCGGCGAGGUGUGGACCCCGGCCGCGGCUCCUGGCGGCGGCGCGCAUGCGCGGGAGGACACCAUGGCAACCCGGUCGCCACGGCAACCCCGGGACGCUGUCAUGGCGGCUGGGGCCGGAGGGCGGCGAGGUGUGGACUCCGGCCGCGGCUCCGGGCGGCGGCGCGCAUGCGCGGGAGGACACCAUGGCAACCCGGUCGCCACGGCAACCCCGGGACGCUGUCAUGGCGGCUGGGGCCGGAGGCUUCGCGGCCGGUGCGCGGGCGCCCAGCGUGUGGCCGGCGACCUGGGCGACAGUCCCGCAGCCCCCGCCGUGGGCCGUCCCGCCAGCACCCCCGCCGCCGGGCCGCGCGAAGGAAGGCCUGCUGGAGCUGAUGGCGCUGCAAACCGCGCAGAUGCACCAGCUGCUGCUGAGCCGCCUGGCGGCCGCCGCGCUGCACCCGGACGCGAACCCCUGGAGCCCGCAGGUGCGGUGCGGCCGGGGCCUGCCGCUGCCGGCCAAGCCUGGGGGCGGCGGCACCUCUCGGGCGCCAACGGAGAGGGGUGGGGGGCGAACCCGGACCGCCCAGGUCUUCCAAAGGAGUCUCCGCACUGGGCUGGGCAGGUCUGCCGCGUGUCUGCACCCGGGACCCGGCUCUGUGGGUGCCCGCGGGGCGACACGGCAGUGGAUGUGGGCGGGCGGGCUGUGGCUGGCACCUGGCAAGGUAGGACGUGGAGGGGAGGGAGGAAAGGCGCGCGAGAAGCAGGAGCCUGAGGACAAGUCCAAGUCCAGGCUCGGAGGACAAGCGGGCUGUGCCCGGCACCCAGGCUGGCAGGAGCCGCCCCUCCGCCGGGGGCCUGCGGGUGACAGUCCCUCUGCGUGCCUGGGGCACAGGGCCGCGCAGGGCCAGAGCCUCCGCUGGUUUCUGGCUCCCAACUCUGGCGCCCACCUGGGAUUCUCUGUUCCCACUCGGCCAGAGGGGAGUUGCUCAGCCUCUCAGAGCCUCGUUCUAACUGACUUGCAAAAUGAAUGAUGGAACCCGCCUUUCCUUUCUGCUCUGCCCCCAGGUGUCCCUGGAGGGUCAGCAGGAGGACUAUGAGGAGGAAGGGGCUCUGACAUUCCACCACCACUACCUGCCCUGCCCGGUGCCCGCCCUGGCUCCCCCGGCCCCCUGGCCAGCC